Molecule: messenger RNA, 7509 nt
Organism: Mugil cephalus (flathead mullet)
Lineage: Eukaryota; Metazoa; Chordata; Actinopteri; Mugiliformes; Mugilidae
Gene: pikfyve
Product: phosphoinositide kinase, FYVE finger containing
Exons: 44
Coding region: 1-6273 (2090 amino acids)
Biological process (GO): intracellular signal transduction; phosphatidylinositol metabolic process
Molecular function (GO): ATP binding; 1-phosphatidylinositol-3-phosphate 5-kinase activity; metal ion binding
Source: RefSeq, a predicted model, not a curated record
AUGGCAUACAUCGCAAACUCAAAGUCUGCAGCCCUCUUCAAAAGCAGGACCUUUAGCAGGGACAUGGCGGCUGAUGACAAGUCCUCAUCUUCAUCUUCCGACUGGAGUGCCGAGCCACCAGUCAUCUCCCCCAGCAGCCCCUCCCACCUCACCCACUUCAAACCACUGACACCGGAGCAGGAUGAACCUCCACUCCGUUCGGCCUACUUCGGCUCCUUAGUCAACCUGUUUCGCUUCAACAACAAAGAGGAGGGACGUCCUUCCUCUACAGCUUCAGAGAAGACAGAUGUGCCGUCCCCUUCCCCUCAGUCAGAGGGGAGGGGCUGGUCCUCCAGUCCUUCCCAUUCCGUCUACAGGACACACCGCAAGCAGCAUCCUGACCACCUCCGACGCACCUCCACUGCCUCAGUGGAUUGGCCAGAUGGCACCAGGAAAUCAGAUGCACCUCUAAGCAAUCAUGACCCCCGCACUGCUGUGCAACUACGCACUGCACUGAAGAGGCUGAAGGAAAUCAUGGAGGGAAAGAGCCAGGACAGCGAUCUGAAGCAGUACUGGAUGCCAGACAGCCAGUGUAAGGAGUGUUACGACUGUAACGAGAAGUUCACCACCUUCCGUCGCAGACACCAUUGCAGACUGUGCGGCCAGAUCUUCUGCAGUCGCUGCUGCAACCAGGAAAUCCCUGGAAAGUUCAUGGGCUAUACCGGAGAUCUGCGAGCUUGUACGUACUGCCGUAAAUUAGCACUAAGCUACGCUCACUCCGCUGAAUCAGGAUCCAUCAGCGAGGACAUCAGCUCCUUGACUGACUCUCCCUGCUCGGUGUCUGUGCUGGAGCCCAGUGAGCCGAGGACACCGGUGGGUGGACGCAAGGCCAGCAGGAACAUCUUCCUGGAGGAAGACCUCACCUGGCAAAGAAAAACUCCUAUUGGAAUGAGAAAGAAUAUGGUUCACCAGGAGCCUCAGAGCAGUGGCCUCAAUUCAAGACUGACGACGCUGCAAGAGGACAUUGGGAAAUCACCGGCAAGGAAGAGGUCUGCCAGUGUGACCAACCUGUCUUUGGAUCGCUCGGGAUCCUCCAUGGUACCUUCCUAUGACAGCUCCGUCAGCCCACCCACCAACCGAGCCGUUUCAGUGACCAAGAGUGGCAGCAAACUGGACCACAGUGAGGAGGAGAGGAAGAUCCUGCUGGAUUCCUCUCAGUUGAAGGACCUGUGGAAGAAAAUCUGCCAUAACAACACAGGGAUGGAGUUCCAGGACCACAGGUACUGGCUAAGGACGUACCCAAACUGCAUUGUCGGAAAAGAGCUUGUCAACUGGCUGCUUAGGAAUGGCACCAUCUCCACCAGAGCUCAGGCUAUCGCUAUAGGCCAGGCGCUGGUGGACGGUCGCUGGCUCGACUGUCUCACCCACAACGACCAGCUGUUCAGGGACGAGUACGCCCUCUACCGCCCCUUGCAGAGUACAGAGUUCUCAGAAACGCCGUCUCCAGACAGCGAUAGCGUCAACUCCCUGGAGGGACACUCAGAGCCGUCCUGGUUCAAGGACAUCAAGUUUGAUGACAGCGACAUGGAGCAGCUGGCGGAUGAGACUGACUACACCAUGCCCAAUUCUGCCAGCCCCAGCAAGAGGACAUCUGUUAGUAGCUUCCAGUCGGUGGUGGACAGUGACUCGGCCGCCUCCAUCAACCUCAACAUGGAGCAAAACAAUGUGAACUUCCACAUCAAGAAGCAGUCCAAAUAUCCACACAUGCCUCCUGCCACUGACCAGAGAGCAGAGUUUUUCGUGUCUGAGGAUGGAGGGCAGAACAUUGUCAUCAGCGAUGCCUUCAUCAAGGAGUCGCUGUUCAAUCGUCGUGUGGAGGAAAAAGCCAAAGAGAUGCUGUUCACUCCGCUGGGUUGGCACCACAGCUCUCUAGAUCAGCUCCGAGAGGAGAAUGGAGAGAAGAAAGCCAUGGAGAGGCUGCUCUCAGCCAACCACAGCCACAUGAUGGCACUGCUGCAGCAGCUGCUCUACAGCGAGUCUCUGUCUCUGUCCUGGCGGGACAUCAUCGUCCCUGUGGUCCGACAGGUUGUCCAGACUGUACGACCCAACGUCCGCAACUGUGACGACGACAUGGACAUCCGACAGCUGGUCCACAUCAAGAAGAUUCCUGGAGGCAGGAAGUUUGACUCAAUGAUGGUGAACGGGUUCAUUUGCACAAAGAACAUUGCCCACAAGAAGAUGAACCCAUACAUCAAGAACCCAAAGAUUCUGCUGCUGAAGUGCUCCAUAGAGUACCUGUACAGGGAGGAGACCAAGUUCACCUGCAUUGACCCCAUUGUGCUUCAGGAACGAGAAUUUUUGAAGAACUACGUUCAGCGCAUUGUGGAUGUCCGUCCAAACCUGGUACUGGUGGAGAAGACUGUAUCUCGCAUUGCUCAGGACAUGCUGCUGGAGCAUGGCAUCACGCUGGUCAUCAACGUCAAACCGCAAGUCCUGGACAGAGUGAGUCGUAUGACGCAGGGAGACCUGGUGAUGUCCAUGGACCAGCUGCUCACCAAACCUCGACUUGGGACCUGUCACAAGUUCUACAUGCAGCCCUUCACGCUGCCCAACAAUGAGAUGAAGACGCUGAUGUUCUUUGAAGGCUGCUCUCCUCACUUGGGAUGCUCCAUUAAGCUCCGUGGAGCUUCAGAGUACGAGCUAGCCCGAGUAAAGGAGAUCAUCAUGCUGAUGGUGUGCGUGGCCUAUCACUCCCAGCUGGAGAUCUCAUUCCUGAUGGAUGAGUUUGCCAUGCCUCCCAGCUUGACUCAGAGUGCCUCCUUCCCCUGCCUGCUAGAGGGUGCUGCUGCUGCUGAGGAGGAAGAGGAGGAGGAGGAGGAGGAGGAGGAGGAGGAGGAGGAGAGGGAGGCAGACGGAGAGAGGAAGGAGACGGAUAGAGAGAAAGCUAUAGUGAGUGUGGAGUCCACACUAGAAGCACAACCUGAAGAUGAAGGUCUUCCCUCAGAGUCUUUAUCCAAGAAUGGGGAUGUUCUCCAGGACAAUCCACAAUCUCCACAGGAUGCUGCCAGCAAAGAGACGAGGACGUCCUCUCCGCUAUCUGUCCGGCCUGCUCCAUCUCUCUCCGUCUCUCCUCCAUUUCUCAUGGAGGAAAACCUGGAGGUGAGUUCAGACACUUUCAUCUGUGCGUCCGAGGGGGAGACGGUGGAGGAGGGAGACCCACUGAAGGUUUCGGCGGAUGGUGAUGGUCCAGAGACACCCACUACCAAGCUGUUCCGAGAUCCUCUGCAGGACGACACAGGGAUGUUUGUGGCUGAGCAGGUGGCCUCGUCCGACGACCGCCUGAAGUCCAUCUCUGCUGUUUUCAAGCAGGAGCUCAAAGACAUCAUUCUGUGCAUCUCACCCUUUAUCACGUUCAAAGAACCAUUCCUGCUCCUGCCGGAUGGCAUCCACUGCCCCAGCAGAGACUAUUUCCCUGAACAGGUUUACCUGUCUCCUCUUCUCAACAAAGACUUAAAGGAACUUGAUGGGCGUAGGAAGCGACAACUCCUCAAAGAUUCCGCCCCCUCCUCUGUGGUCAGUGGACAGACGAACGGUGGCAACCAGCCAAAGCCCAUUGACAUCCUGCCCUGUCACAGCCUUACCAGUACCCGCAUCGUGGAUCAAUUGGGCAGUAGUCACGACCUGGCCAAAAUGUUGGCCGACUACCGAGCAAAAGGUGGUCGAAUCCGACAGAGAGAAGCCAGCGACCCCUUCAGCUCCGCUGGUGGAGGACUGAGCCGGGCAGCCGACGUACCAGUUAAAGCACCAGUGAAGUCUGACAGCGAAGAGGAGAAGCUGAGCAAACAGAGCGAUAUGAACUGGUCUCCCAAGCUGGACUGUCUGAACCCAUCCAACCAUCAGAGGCUCUGUGUUCUCUUCAGCAGUUCAUCAGUUCAGUCCAACAAUGCUCCCAACCCCUGCGUCAGCCCUUGGAUUGUCACGAUGGAGUUUUAUGGGAAGAAUGACCUCUCUCUGGGUGUAUUCCUGGAGCGAUACUGUUUCCGGCCAUCGUACCAGUGCCCCAGCGUUUUCUGUGAGACUCCCAUGGUGCACCACGUCCGGCGGUUUGUCCACGGCAGCGGUUGUGUUCAGAUCGUGCUGAAGGAGCUGGACUCUCCUGUUCCUGGUUAUCAGCACACGAUCCUCAACUACUCCUGGUGUCGCAUCUGCAAACAGGUGACCCCUGUGGUGCCUCUGUCCAAUGACUCCUGGUCCAUGUCUUUUGCGAAAUACCUGGAGCUUCGCUUCUACGGCCACCAGUACACCAGACGAGCCAACGCCGAGCCCUGCGGUCACUCCAUCCACAAAGACUACCACCAGUACUUCUCCUACAACCAGAUGGUGGCUUCAUUCAGCUACACUUCUGUAAGGCUGUUAGAGAUUUGUCUUCCUCGUCCUAAAAUCUUCAUCAGGAACCUGGGGCCUUCUAAAAGCAACCUACAGCAGGAUCUGAAGGACUUCUCUCAGAAAGUGUCUCAGGUGUACUUGGCCAUCGACGACCGCCUCACUUCCUUGAAGACUGAUACCUUCAGUAAGACUCGAGAGGAAAAGAUGGAGGACCUCUUCGCUCAGAAAGACAUGGAAGAAGCCGAGCUGCGGACUUGGAUCGAUAAGCUCCAGGGUCGACUGCAGGUCUGCUGUCAGGACUCUCCUCAGCAGCUUCAAGCCGUUCUGGAGUCACUGGUGAUGAAGAAGCAGAGUCUGUGUGAGAUGCUACAGUCCUGGAACAGCAGACUUCAGGACUUGUUCCAGCAGGAGAAAGGCAGGAAACGUUUGUCCGUCCCUCCGAGUCCAGGUAGACACAGACCAGCAGCAACUGAUGACAGCAAGAGUGCUGUGGAGUCCUCCCCUCGUAACCCCUCACCUGUGGUGCAAAAUGGAGAGAAAGAGGACCGUCACCUCAGCAUGCUGCCCUCAGCCACUGUCUCCUCUUCGCUGCCGUCUCCAGGAGAAUCCGGAACAGAAGCGACCUCAGCUGGGCCGUCCUUCAGCGAGCAGGACUCGGUCAGCCUCCCUGAAGACGUAUUUGAGGGACACCUGCUGGGCUCCACUGACAGCCAGGUCAAAGAGAAGUCCACCAUGAAGGCUAUCCUCGCCAACUUCCUGCCUGGGAACAGCUACAACACCAUCCCCUUCCCCUUUGAUCCAGACAAGCAUUACCUGAUGUACGAACAUGAACGAGUUCCCAUCGCUGUCUGCGAGAGAGAGCCCAGCUCCAUCAUUGCCUUCGCUCUCAGCUGUAAAGAGUAUAAAACAGCUCUGGACGAUCUGUCCAAGGCAUCAAACUCAGGAGAUGAGACUCCACAGGUCAUCAGUGGAGGGGACAGUCGAAUGAGGAGCAGUCCGGCCCGGCCCAGCGAGAUGUCGUCUUCACAGCAGAGUCGCAGCAGCUCAGAGACAGAUCCUCUCAAGGAUGGAGACUCAGUGGACAAACAGAAGAAACAGACUUUGAAUCCACACGUUGAGCUGCAGUUCUCCGACGCCAAUGCCAAGUUCUACUGUCGUGUCUACUAUGCCGAGGACUUCCACAGGAUGAGGGAGGACAUCAUGGAGAGCAGUGAGGAUGACUUCAUCCGCUCGCUGUCACACUGCGUCAACUGGCAGGCAAGAGGAGGGAAAUCUGGAGCUGUGUUCUAUGCCACCGAAGACGACCGCUUCAUCCUGAAACAGAUGCCCAGACUGGAGGUCCAGUCCUUCCUGGACUUUGCUCCUCAUUACUUCACGUACAUCACCGGAGCCGUGCAGCAGAAACGGCCGACGGCUCUGGCGAAGAUCCUCGGCGUUUACCGGAUCGGAUACAAGAACUCCCAGAACAACACAGAGAAGAAACUGGACCUGCUGGUAAUGGAAAACCUCUUCUAUGGACGAAAGAUGGCUCAGGUGUUCGACCUGAAGGGCUCGCUGAGGAACCGCAACGUGAAGACAGACUCAGGGAAGGAGAGCUGCGAGGUGGUUCUGCUGGACGAGAACCUGCUGAAACUGAUCCACGACAACCCGCUCUACAUCCGCUCCCACUGCAAGGCCAUCCUGAGGGCCGCCAUCCACAGCGACGCCUACUUCCUGUCCAGCCACCUCAUCAUCGAUUACUCCCUGCUGGUGGGGCGCGAUGAUGCCACUGACCAACUGGUGGUCGGGAUUAUAGAUUACAUCAGGACGUUCACCUGGGACAAGAGACUGGAGAUGGUCGUCAAAUCCACUGGAAUCCUGGGAGGUCAAGUUUUGGAGCUGCAACAGCAAGUGCUCAUUCAUCUUUGAGUUUAAGCCUAGCUUUAGGCACUCACAGGAGCAGCUGGUCAGCUAACCUGAGAGAGCGGCUGGGAGUGCUUGGGUGCAGCAGCUCAGAAAGGUAAGGUGGGACAAGGCCAUUCAAGGCUUUAAAAGCAAAUAAAUUAAUUUUAAAAUGAAUCCUAAAAUGGACGGGCAGCCAGUGGAGUGAAGCUAAAAUAGGUGAAAUGUGCUCAUAUUGGCUUCUGCAGUUAAAAGACGUGCAGCAGCAUUUUGCACCAGUUGCAGACGAGCAAUGGAGGACGCAACAACCCCUAUAUAAAAUGCAUUGCACUAAUCCAGUCAAGUGGUCACAAAGGCGUGGAUUACUGUCUUAAAGUGCUGUCUCUGAAGGACUGGUUUAAUUUUUGCCAGUUGCCUCAACUGGAAAAAGCUUGACUUCACCGCAGCUUUAAUCUGGCUGUCAAAUUUCAGGUCUGUGUCGACUUUUACCUCCAGAUUGUGCAUGGUUGGCUUGUGAUAUUGUGCCAUAGAACCCAGAUCAACUAGGGGGGUCACAGAAGAUCCACCACCAGACCAUGACUUCUGUCUUUUCUUCAUUAAAAUUCAAGAAGUUUAGAGACAUCCAAGCUUUGAUGUCAUGCAAACACUCAUGCAAUGGCUUAAUACUGUAGGAGUCUGACUGUUUUAGGGGGACAUAGAUCUGACUGUCAUCCGCAUAGCAAUGAAAAGAAAUGCCAUGUUUCCUGAGAAUUGAACCAAGUGGGAGUAGAUAGAGGGAAAAUAAAAGAGGGCCAAGCACACAGCCCUGUGGUACCCCACUGAGCUUCAACCUGAUGAACCAUUUCCAUGGAAACUAAAAAUGAUGAUAUCAGAUAUGACGUGUUUACAUCAAAACAGCAAUCACUGAAGAACUAGAAGAGGAGGAGAGAAAGAAGAAAAGGGGAGGAAAAUGCAGAGAAGCAGAAGACAAAGUCAGGAGAGGAAAAGAAUAAAAAACAAGAAAAAAGUAGAAGAAAGGUGGAGGUUAAAAAGAGAAAAGGUAACAUGAAAAGGGGGAGAGGAAGUAGGAGAAAGAUGGGAGGAGGAGAAGGAAAAAAAGGAAGAAAGGGGAAGAGGAGGACAAGGAGAGGAAGAAGAUGUAAGAGGAGAUUUCCUCCAUAUUUCUCUACACUUCAACUGAUACAGGAGAGAACAGGAAGGAUAAGGAGGAAAUAGAAGAUUUUAAUUGUAGAACCUUGCUUUUAUGUGUCCUUGUGUUUUUGU